Molecule: messenger RNA, 1511 nt
Organism: Annulohypoxylon truncatum
Lineage: Eukaryota; Fungi; Ascomycota; Sordariomycetes; Xylariales; Hypoxylaceae
Product: class I glutamine amidotransferase-like protein
Exons: 3
Coding region: 404-1276 (290 amino acids)
Source: RefSeq, a predicted model, not a curated record
UAGUACCAUCCCGGUACCUACAAACCUAACCCUGCCCCUCCUCAAGCCGCAUACCUUCUACGUAACUCUCCGGCGUGGGCAGGUAUCGAAGACUCAGGCCCCUCAAUCACUCCAUCUAUCAGUCCAUCGGCCCAUAGGUGCAAAAUUCCUCGCUUGAUUUGUCUGGCCAUUUCCCAAUUCAAUCUCUCCUCUUCACUUUUCAAAGGACCAUCUACUUAGUAACAAGUCAGUUGACCUCGACCACAAAGCGAGUGAACCCAUCCAUUUCCUGUAUUCAACAUCCAAUAUAUGCUCUUCGAGCCCUAGAGACCUAAUAGUCUUUAUUAGCCAUCACACUCUACACAUCUAGACAUUCAUCAGUAGUCACUAUCUCUUUCAAACACGUAACCAAUUAACCUCAAUCAUGGCACACAAGACUUCUGCGGUAACCGACGAGCCCAUUGAAGUGCUUUUCGCCCUUCAUCCCAAGUUCGACUUGCUGGAUUUCGCCGGACCUCUCGAGAUCCUCGAAUGGGCACGCCACGACAAGAACGACGAAAGCACCAAAGCUUUCGAGUGCACAAUUGCUGCGGCCGAACCAAAGGUCAUCUCAGAACAGGGAGUUGUCAUUGGUGCCCAGAUCACGUACAAGGAAGCUCAUGAGCGGCUCAACGACUUUGACGUCCUCAUCGUCGUAGGUGGCAACCAUGAUGCUAUCCUAAAGGAGAAAUCCGAGCCCCUCCCUAUCAUCGAAGCCUUCGCAGAACUCCAGAGAAAUGAUUACACACGAGAACGCACGUUGAUGUCUGUCUGCACCGGUUCCAUCUUAUUGGCCGAGGCGGGUAUCCUGGCAGGCUUGUCCGCUACAACCCACCCAGACUACUUCACCAAGUUCGAGAUUGUCUGCAGCAAUGCAGCUCAGCGUGAUCUUCAAGAAAGAACAGAUGUAGUGGAAGAUGCUCGAUAUGUUGUGAACAACCUUCGCUUCGACCUCGGAGAUGAGGAUGAGAAUCCCUACAUUCGUCGCAAGUCAGAUGCUGGAAGACGCCCCUCUGCGGCGCGAAAGGGAAGUGUCUCAUUCAAGGGCUCGAACGGACGUCGUGAGUCUAUGGCUCGCCGCGCCGCGAUGCGUCUAGGUGGGCUUCGGGUCAUUACGGCGGGGGGAAUAUCUGCUGGCCUAGAUGCAGCUCUGUAUCUGGUCAGCAUCCUCGUCGAUGAAGAAACCGCAAAUGAGGUGGCCCGGUUCGUUCAGCACGAAUGGGUUAAAGGUACCGUCGUUGACGGUCUUGACGUCUAGAAGCUACAUAUCUAGAUUUGCUAGAAAGGGAACUAAAGGCUUUAGUGUGUGGAUGUGAUAGGAUCUUGCUCAUGUAUUCAAGUUCAAAAAGAGGGAUUGAAAAGUCCUAGACAAUUAAAUACCUAACCUAGCUACGAAUGAACAAAUAGUUAAAGUAAAAUGGUGUUUUUGGGGAAGUCUCUCGAUGAGUUCUCAGGCUCAGAGCUGGUCAUGUGGAUCUUUUAAUUCAACCAAG